AUGGAGAUAACAAAUGGAAAUGGAGAAAAUCCCCGCGAAAACCCAUCGAAACGGGCUCGGGGUUCAUUGCCGCCUGUUCAUUGGCUCCCCUCGACCAGACCGCCUGCUGGCGUCAUCACCGCCUGUCCGGCCGUUGCGCCCAUUGUCUCUCAUUCAUUUAUUAGUCGGGCAGGCUCGCUCUUCGCCGUCUACCCUGUCGUUGACUCUGUCCCUCAAGUCCUGCCAGGUGCUUCACUGCGGACUGCCUUUCCAAUGACAACUCUGGUCCCCCGUGAGCCUUACUCCCAGGAGGAGCUGGACCGGCUCUAUCCUCGGGACUUGAAACUCCAAUUGGUGCAAGUUUUCUCCGCCAUGGAGAACGUACGCCCGUCUCUUCGCGUUUUCAGAAUGCAGGACUCGCUCCAUGACUGGCCGUACUGCAAUGUUGCUCGACAGAUGAUUCAAAUGGCCGCCAGUAACAAAGACAUUACAUCGUGGAACGGGUUCCAAUGGCGGAGAAAGACCGAGGCUUUUGGCGACAAGGACCAGUCCGUGGUUGCAGUCGGAGCAACCGGUGACAUAGAAGGCAUCUGCCAACACGGUGAGCUGACAGACAAAGGACGGGAGACCACCUUUGCCCUAGGCCAGCGUCUGCGGCACUUGUAUGUCGACCAGCUCGGUUUCAUGCCCAAGAUUAAGUCCGACACCGAGGAUAUGUAUCUUCGUGCCACCCCCAUCCCCCGUGCCCUCGAGUCCCUUCAACAAGCUUUCUGGGGCAUGUAUCCCGCCAGCGCCCGCACCCAGGACUUUCCACCCCCGGUGAUCGUUGCACGCGCUGUAUCAGAGGAGACACUCUUCCCGAAUGAAGGAAACUGCCGCCGCUUCAGGCAACUUGCUAGACUCUUUGCAAACAAAGCAGCACUCAAAUGGAACACCUCCGAUGAGAUGGACUACAUCAACAAACGUAUCUCAAAAUGGAUGCCCGAAAACUCCCCCCGAGUCGCAGUAGACGGCCACCCUCAACUGUGCGGAAUCAACGACACCAUCAACGCCACCGACGCCCACGGCCCCGCAACCAAGCUCCCCUCCGAAUUCUACGACCGCAAACUCAGAGACUACAUCGACCAGAUCUCCGUCGACGAAUGGUUCACCGGCUACACCGAGAGCAAUGAAUACCGCAAACUCGGUAUCGGCGCUCUCCUCGGCGACGUUGUCGACCGCAUGGUCAGCACCGCCGUUGACGGCGGCUGGCGCAGCGAGUCCUCUGCCUCGGGCUCCUCCCCAACCAACGGCAAAGCCAUCAAAUUCGCCAUGAGCGGCUGCCACGACACCACCCUCGCUGCCAUCCUCACCAGCACGGGCGCCUUCGACGGGAAAUGGCCUCCUUUCACCUCCUCCGUAGCCAUCGAGCUCUUCUCCAAAGCCGACCAAGACCAAGCACAAGCAGCACCCACCGCUGGUGACGCAGCUCAGAAGAAGGGCAUCUUCUCCUUCCUAACUGGCUCCUCUUCUUCCAGCACCAGCACCACUACCCCUCCUCAACCCUCCGAAACAGCCCGUGUCCCUCUGUCCUCUCUUCCAGAAUCAUCCAAAGAAUCCCUCCGCUCCCACUACGUCCGCAUCAGAUACAAUGACAGUCCUGUCCGGAUCCCCGGCUGCGCUGCUAAGGCUGAGAAUCAUCUCCCUGGCGACGAGAGCUUCUGUACGCUGGAAGCGUUCAAAGAGAUCGUGGACAAGUUCACGCCCCAGGACUGGAGGUCCGAGUGCCUGCAGAAUCUGGGUGAGGGGUUGUAUGGUAAGAAUGAUGCGGAGAAGUCGAUUGCUGGGUUCUAG
Molecule: messenger RNA, 1812 nt
Organism: Aspergillus niger
Lineage: Eukaryota; Fungi; Ascomycota; Eurotiomycetes; Eurotiales; Aspergillaceae
Exons: 8
Coding region: 1-1812 (603 amino acids)
Biological process (GO): dephosphorylation
Molecular function (GO): phosphatase activity
Source: RefSeq, a predicted model, not a curated record